AUGCCGCCACCCACAGCUCCAGCGGCACCAUCCAUUACAGAAGCGUCGCCAACCAGUCUGCGUGUUUCGUGGCCAAGACCAUUGGACGAUACAAAUGGAACUUUUGUCUACAGAGCAACUGCUGUAGCCACUAAACUGAUGAUGCCCCAUAUCAAGGACAGCUGCAAGACUAGCUCCAACGACAGCAUUCUCUCCUGUGCGAUAUCAGGCCUGCUUCCAGACACGACUUAUACCGUAACCGUUAUCGGGUGUUCUCACAAACUCUGCAGCAGCUCCUCAGCACCCACGGAAGUUCGAACACUGCCAGGAGCUCCUACCCACAUCCGAGUAGGCGACUUGUCAGCAACCAGUGCCAAUGUGUCUUGGACGUGGUCGCCAGGCCCCCAUAAUUACCAAGUCACCGUUGCAACGGGAGUGCAUGAGAAAGGCAUGUCCGAAUGCACGUCUUUUGAUGGGGCACAUUGCAUGCUCACGGGUAUGCACCCGGACACUGUUUACAAUAUCUAUGUUGUCGCCUGCUCAGUGGUGACAGUACAGUGCAGUUUGCCCUCGGAAGUACCGAUUACGGUCAAGACUCUGCCAACGGCUCUUAACAACCUCCAAGUAUCCGACAUCACAUCAGUGAGUUUCACUGUCGCCCGGCCGACGUCGGAGGGCAUAAAAGAAAACACAACUGUCAAAUAUCACUACUUUGCCACGACUGCGGAUGGUGCAAAUAUAGUAUCUAACUGCACAAUAAUUUCUGAGACACAGUGCAUUCUCGCUGGACUGCAUCCAGACACCCUGUACAAUAUCACGAGGGUGACAUGCUCCAUAUUGACAGAAGAGUGCACUCCUGCCUUGAUAGCACCCAUUUCGGUCAGGACAUAUCCGGCAGCUCCCACCCAUAUCCAAGUAACCGACUUGACAGAAACCCGUGUCAAUGUUUCCUGGACAUGGCCGCCAGGCGUCCAUACUUCCCAAAUCAUCGUUGCAACGGCAAUGACGGAGGAAAUCGUGGCCGACUGCGCGAGUUUUCAUGAGGCACACUGCAUGCUCAUUGGUCUUCAUCCGGACACCGCAUACAAUAUCACUGUAGUGGCCUGUUCCGUGGCGACAGUACAAUGCAGUCCGCCCUCUUUAGUACGCAUUACGGUCAAGACUCUGCCAGCAGGUUUGCACUUUACCUUCCAUCACUUCGAUCCUGUAAUGCAGCUGUUAUGUUAG
Molecule: messenger RNA, 1206 nt
Organism: Dibothriocephalus latus
Lineage: Eukaryota; Metazoa; Platyhelminthes; Cestoda; Diphyllobothriidea; Diphyllobothriidae
Source: the annotation of a GenBank genome assembly